This is a messenger RNA of Ctenopharyngodon idella (grass carp), 820 nucleotides long. RefSeq names its product lysozyme C, milk isozyme-like. NCBI's taxonomy places the organism in Eukaryota, Metazoa, Chordata, Actinopteri, Cypriniformes, Xenocyprididae. The record is from RefSeq and is a predicted model, not a curated record. The transcript is spliced from 4 exons. The coding region runs from base 54 to 524 and encodes 156 amino acids.
UUGUCUGCAAGGCCAACAGCUCAGCCUUCAACACCAGCUUUGUCAAAGCAAUCAUGAUCAACAAUAAGGAGAUGAAACCAGCUCAAGCCCCAGCUCGAGUUCCACCUCAAGCUCGAGUUCCUCCUCAAGCUCGAGUUCCUCCUCAAGCUCCAUCUAAAAUCCCACCCAAGCCUCAUGCACAGGCCCCCACUAAAGGACCACAGGUGUCCGACCAUGAGACCAAGCAUCCACAGCUGAACGCUACUGCCAAAGUUUCCGGGCAGCUGUACGGUGUGUUUCAGCUCAGUGAUCAUCUGGCCUGUGAUUCCGGCAUGAUGCCGUCACUCAAUGUCUGCAACAUGAGCUGCUCUGCUCUGAUUGAUGAUGACAUUAGCAAUGACAUUGCCUGCCUGAAGACCCUGAUGAACACCAUGAAGCCUAAACCCAAAGAGAAGCCCACUGAUGGUAAUAAGAUUUUGGAGGCGCUGAUGGUGAAGGAGUGUCGCUCUGUUGUUCCCUCAAAGUACUUUGCAGACUGUGUUUAAAACAGACGGGCCAACAGGCUCGCUCUAACUUCCUUACAAACACAACAGUCUGAUGGUUUCCAUACCUCUGAGGUCAAUAUUGUGAAGGUGGCGGUAUCUGUGUGAGUUUAUUAAAUGUCUAAUGACUUUUAAUAGAGAGAGUUUGUGCAUUAAGACACUUUAGUUUAUUGCUGUAAUACUGUGAAUGUUUACAUUUCUGUCUAAAUAUAUAUCGCUGUAUCUAAUAUCGUUGUGCUGCUGCUGAGGGCUUUUAAAUACUGUAAUUUUAUCAUAAGCAAUAAAAUAAAAAACUGGAG